Dipodomys ordii (Ord's kangaroo rat) is the source of this 4908-nucleotide messenger RNA. RefSeq names its product ZFP91 zinc finger protein (gene Zfp91). The transcript has 12 exons. The record is from RefSeq and is a predicted model, not a curated record. Gene Ontology annotation, cellular component: nucleus. Bases 1 to 1800 code for a protein of 599 amino acids. Gene Ontology annotation, biological process: regulation of transcription by RNA polymerase II. NCBI's taxonomy places the organism in Eukaryota, Metazoa, Chordata, Mammalia, Rodentia, Heteromyidae.
AUGCGCAAGGGGGCGGGCCCCGGACGUCAGCGUAACCCCGCCUCCGUCCUGCCGCCGCCAUUUUUUUCAGAGACUUUCAUCCGGCCACGGACGGGGGCUUUUUUUUUUCUUAAAGGAGAAGCGACAGCUCAAAAAAUUCUGCCCGUCUUCCCAGACUUGGCGGAGCUGGGGACGGAAAGACCAAAGACAGGAAAGUGGGGUCCAGUUGGAGGCGGAAGGGCAUCCGGCCGUGAAGGAAGAGUAGAAAACCCCGCGGGCAGUCGCCGCUCCGUAGGGCAGCGGGUGCGCGCGCAGCCGGUGCAGGGUGCGCGCAAGGCGGGGAACGAGCGUCGGCGGAGGAGCAGCCCCAGCGCCAGGCCUCCCGACGGCCCCGGGCAGCCGGCCCAGGCCGCGAAGCCCCCGUCGCCCGUGCAGGGCAAGAAGAGCCCGCGGCUCCAAUGCAUAGAAAAAAUAACUGGUAAAGAUCCCAAAGAAGAGAAAGAAGACAAGUCUAUCCUUCCUCAGGAAGUUUCCACUGCUACAACUAGACCUAGCCGGGGCUGGCGCAGUAGUAGUAGGACAUCUGUCUCUCGCCUUCGGGACACCGAGAAUACCCGAAGCUCUCGGUCCAAGACUGGAUCACUGCAGCUCAUCUGCAAGUCAGAGCCAAUUACAGAUCAGCUUGACUAUGAAGUUUCAGAAGAACAUCAAUCUCCUGGUGGCAUUAGUAGUGAUGAGGAAGAAGAGGAAGAAGAGAUGUUAAUCAGUGAAGAGGAAAUACCAUUCAAAGAUGACCCAAGAGAUGAGACCUACAAACCCCACUUAGAAAGGGAAACCCCAAAACCACGGAGGAAAUCAGGGAAGGUAAAAGAAGAGAAGGAAAAGAAGGAAAUUAAAGUGGAAGUAGAAGUAGAGGUAAAAGAAGAAGAGAAUGAAAUUAGAGAAGAUGAGGAACCUCCUAGGAAGAGAGGAAGAAGACGAAAAGAUGACAAAAGUCCACGGUUACCAAAAAGAAGAAAAAAACCUCCAAUCCAGUAUGUUCGUUGUGAGAUGGAAGGAUGUGGAACUGUUCUUGCUCACCCUCGUUAUUUGCAACACCACAUAAAAUACCAGCACUUGCUGAAGAAGAAAUAUGUGUGUCCCCAUCCCUCCUGUGGACGACUUUUCAGGCUCCAAAAGCAACUUCUACGGCAUGCAAAACAUCAUACAGAUCAAAGGGAUUAUAUUUGUGAAUAUUGUGCUCGGGCCUUCAAGAGUUCCCACAAUCUGGCAGUACACCGGAUGAUUCAUACGGGCGAGAAGCCACUACAAUGUGAGAUCUGUGGAUUUACUUGUCGACAAAAGGCGUCCCUUAAUUGGCACAUGAAAAAACACGAUGCAGACUCCUUCUACCAGUUUUCUUGCAAUAUCUGUGGCAAAAAAUUUGAGAAGAAGGACAGCGUAGUGGCACACAAAGCAAAAAGCCACCCUGAGGUGCUGAUUGCAGAAGCUCUGGCUGCCAAUGCAGGCGCCCUCAUCACCAGCACAGAUAUCUUGGGCACUAACCCAGAGUCCCUGGCACAACCUGCAGAUAGUCAGGGACUUUCUCUUCUUCCUGAGCCCUUGGGAAACUCAACUGCAGGAGAGUGCCUGCUGCUAGAAGCUGAAGGGAUGUCCAAGUCGUACUGCAGUGGGACGGAGCGGGUGAGCCUCAUGGCUGAUGGGAAGAUCUUUGUGGGAAGUGGCAGCGGCGGGGGCACUGAAGGGCUGGUCAUGAACUCAGAUAUACUCGGUGCUACCACAGAGGUUCUGAUUGAAGAUUCAGACUCUACCGGACCUUAGUGGAAAGGAAGACUUUGGGCACUGGGACAGUUCAGACUUUGUAUUUAAAACAUAAAAAGGACAAAAAAAAAACAAAACAAAAAACAAACAAAAAAACACCCAACAAUUUAAAGCAUUUAAAAUCUAGUAAAAUAACUGAAGGGCCUGCUCUUUCCAUUGUGUAUCACAGCACAUACACCCAUCCCCUGGAUCUCUCUCUUGUCUCCCCUAAAAAUAUUGAUGUUGCCUUUCCCACAAAGGUAGAUGAAAAAGAAGCAAUCCUCAUAUUCAGUUCUGGCCAGUGGCAGACUUCCUACUCAUCAACAGAUCCCCUUCUCAAACCUGUAACUGAUGUGCUCUGGAUCAGCUCUUAAUUCUUAAUAGUAUAUUACUGUUUUCUAAAUCCUUUCUCCUCUACUGCUGCCCUAUAGUUCUGGCUUCUCCCCACUGCAACACACAUAUCCUCAAAUAGUAUAUAAUUCUAAUCUUUGGAGGCUGGCAGCUUAGCUUGACUUGGCACUUUAGGGCCCCCUUUGCCAUAUGUGUUGUUAAAACACACAUCUGUCUAUCCCCUCUUCCUCUUUUCCCCUUAGGUUUGGAAGGAAAAAUACAUGGGGACCAUACCGUCUCUAAUCCCAGCACCUCAUUCCCCUUCCCCAAGCUCCUUAUGGCUCUUCUGGUGCUCACUUGCUUAGAAGCAGGCUCCCAAAAGGAGUAGGCUGCCAUCUACAGUCUCUGGCUGUACAGUAGUGCUCUAGAUCAGUGAGAAAAGUCCCAGGCUAAUGGCAAAAAUUUGCACUUUGAACAUGUGUGUUUUUUUGUGUUGUGGAACCUGAGAUUCCUUAUUUAUUAAUGGAAAGUCUGAUUUUUUUGGGGAGGGUCUUUGUCUAUAUUUGGGGGGCUGGGCGAGAUUAUUCUGACAUGGGAUCCUUCCACAAGAGGUACUUUAAAGGCAAAGCAUAGGGUUGAAGAAGCACAGCCAGCCUCUGAAAUCAGCUCUCCAGUGGCCUUAAAAGAUAGCUGGUCCUCCCCACUAACAAAAUCACUACAGUAGUCUAGUGCUUUUUUUGGAAGCCUUUAUAGGGAACGAUGAUAGGUUUGUGAUAACUAGUAUGCUCUUGACAUUUUUGCAGAGCACUAAGAUUUAGGAAUGUUGAGAGGAUGAGAAGAGUGUUUUCAGAGUCUGAAUUACAGAUAGGUUUUCUCUUGUGCAUUUACUUCUUUUGUCCCCAUCAUUUCCUUACAUAUACCUCCCUACCAGCCUCACUCUGGCCUCAUUUUGUUUUCUCUCUUGCUAUUCCAGCUCCAUAUUAGUGGAGGACUCUUGUCAUAGUGAAGGAACAAAGUCAGGAAUUUCAAAGUUGAAGAGAACUUCUCUGCUUUGUUUUCCUUUUAAUAAUCCUCAGAAGAGAAAAGGCUUCAAUAAACAAAGUUGAUGAUGUAAUGGCUUUGUCGUUAACCUAAGUUAUUACUUCUUUAAGUAAGGGAUUUCAUAUGCUAUGUAUUGUUUAUUACUGCCAGUGGGAGACACAGGUAGUUUUUACUUUUAUUUUUCUAUUGAUAACUCAGAAGAUGGAAAAUUUAUUUGGGCUGAUUUUUAGAAAAUUAAAAGGACAGUUCCUAUACUGGAACCUCAGAAGCUAGAACUAAAGGCUUCCCCUAUUCAUUGUCCAUUGUCGCAAGUGUAUGAUGGCUGUUGGAAAGAAUGGAGUUUUCUGAGAACAAAAUAAGGAACAGUUUGUCUCCCAAACACUAAAACUACAAAGUUUAUCAUUUUUUUCUUUAUUUUUCCCCUCAAAAGAAGAAUAACAAAAUGUCAUCUCUGAAAGAGGCUUACUGUACACCCACUAGUGUCAGUGGUUGGAUGCCAGAGAAUAGGGAGUGAGACACCUACAGUGAACAGUUUAAAAUAUGCCAUUGUUGUGGGUUUGGGGUGUAUGUGUGUGUGUGUCUAAAUGUGUAAGUAAGAACACUGCAGAUUUGCCAUCCAGUGUGAGAGUCCAAAAUGAAAUCAGGAGAAAAGGGAUGUAUUAUUCAUUUCUUCCCACUUUGGUAUUGCUGAGUUGAUUUGAAAAUAUCAGGAGAUGGAUGUAUUGUUUCAUUGGCUGGCAUCUGUAUCAUACACUUUUGGGGUUUUGUUGCAUUUAGAUGUUUAUCUCCAUAGUUAAGGUUACUGUAGCCAACCACAGGAAAGCAAACUGCAUUAAAACAAACGUCUUCUCUUUCUGGGAUGGGGGAAGGUAGAUUAUUCCCUGAAAAAAUUCUCAUGAAGAACUUUUCCAGCAAUGAAUUACUGUAGCAGUUUGAGUAUUUUUUAUGAACUUUAUUAUGAUUUUUUUUUCUCUUGAGAAAGGAGUGCUAGCUUAAGAGGGUUGAAUGCAAACUAAGCCCCAACCUUGCUUCUUUUCUGUUCUUUCUACUUCAUUGUUCUUCCAUGCAACUCAUUUACUCUUGAAAAUCUAUUUCCUACUCUAGUCACCUCCUUGUUACCUUUUUCAUUCUUUUAAUUCAUAUUGUUUAUCUUGAAUUGGCAGUUCUAAAUUCUGGGGAUAUAGGUGAUAUAACUUCGAUAUUUUGGGGAGAUGUGCUUGCACCUUGUUUAUGCUUAUCCAAGGUAAUUUUCAUAAUUAGACUUAAUAUAUUUCACAGAGUUUAAACCAACACUGGCCAGGAAUCCUUGGGAUAAAGAACUAUGAAAGUACAAGAAAACAUCCAUAUAUAGAGUACUUGAACCUCCUUUGUACCUGUCUAGAGGGGAAAAAAUUAUUAAAUUAACCAAUCCAAGUAAGGUGGUUAUAGUCUCAUUGUUUAUAAAGUACCAGUUUUUCCUCCUCCUGUUUUUCCCCAUUUUUCAAUGUACUCAAGAAAACAGAAAAUGUAAUAGAUCAAUCCUAUUUCCUGAGAACCUUUUUUUUUUUUUUUUUUUUGCCUGUUGAAAUGUGCAGGUCCCUUCUCCUUUGAUGGGAGAAAUGGGUAGGUAACUGAAUCUAGAUUGAUUGGAAAGGUUAUGUAAAAAGAAAUUAUAAUAAAAGGGAUACUUUGCUUUUCAAAUUCUUGUUUUCUCUUACCCUAGGUCUAAGGUAUAUCCUAAAUAAAUAUGUAAAGAGAAAUAAAAAUUAUUUCCUGGAA